Messenger RNA from Schistosoma rodhaini, 3723 nucleotides. Lineage: Eukaryota; Metazoa; Platyhelminthes; Trematoda; Strigeidida; Schistosomatidae. The record is from the annotation of a GenBank genome assembly.
AUGUCAAUUAAUGGAAAAUCUAAUCAGAAAUCAAUAUUAUUGAUUUUAUUUUAUCGAUUUAUUAUAAAAUUGGAUUAUCAUUAUUAUUAUUAUUACUAUUAUUAUGUAAUCAUAUUAUUAUCAUGGUUAUUAUCAUUAACAAUGUGUAAAGAAUUAAUGUAUAAUGAACAAUAUUAUAAUAAUAAUAAAAAUUAUAUAAAAGGACCAGAAAAUCAAACUAUAUUAUAUAAUAGUAAUACUAUAAUGUAUUGUAGAAUAUAUAAUAAUAAUAAUAUAACAAAAUUGAAAUCAUUUUAUACAAAAUAUAUCAAUGUUCAAUGGAUUAUAGAUGGAUUUGGUGUAAAUAAUGAAAGUUUAAAAGCUGUAUUUGGUGAUCGUUAUUCAAUGCCUGGACCAAUUGAAGAAGGAAAUUUUGAUUUAUUGAUCAAAAAUACUCAACUUGAAGAUGAAGCAAGUUUUAUUUGUCAAGCUAAUGUGAAAAUUUAUUCCACUUUAAGCAUUGAACCACAAUUAGAUACCAUUACUAGUAAACCAGCUUAUCUAACAAUUAUAUUUCCUCCAUCAGGUUUAACUAUGAUUCAUUUACAAGAUAGUCAGUUUGAAAAGAAUCGUCAGAUACCAGUAACUGUUAAUUCCAUGUAUAUACUACCUAACAAUCAUUUCUCUAAUUAUGUAAGUGAUCAUAGUGUAAAUCGUCAUGUAUAUACAACAAAAGAAUUGAAUCAAAUUGUUGAUAGAGAUCUUAGUCAUAUUGUAGCUGAUGAUCCUAAAACUGAACUUUUCAUUGAUUACAAUAGAAAUUAUAUGGAUCAUUUUAAACAGGCAUCGGAUACACAAUAUACAUCACAGAGUAUACCAUUGAAAGAAAUGUUAGUUAGGCAUGAAUCUUCAAGUUAUACAGGUAAUAUGUAUAACAGAAUUCCUAAGAUAUGGACUGUAGAAAAGAAAAACUUGAUUGUAUCCUGUCAUACAUCACCAUCAAAGCCUACGAGUACAAUACAAUGGCAUUUAGCUGGUAUAUUGUUGAAUAAGAAUUCCGGUAAAUCGAAUUCAUUUUCUGAUCACCAAAAUUCACUAAUUCAUUAUACAAUAAAAGAACAAAUUAUAAAUGUUUCAGACAAAUCAUUACUUUCAUCUAACGCUGAAUCAGUAUUGUAUUCGAAUACAUCAGUAACAAGUUCAACUGAUGACAUCCACAUGCAAGUAACUCAAAGUCAAUUAACUUUAACAGUUGAAAGAAAAUAUCAACAUUGGCAGCUCGAAUGUAGCGUUAGUAAUUCAAACGAUUUUGUUCCAGCGAAAUUACCGACUGUUACAGUUACAAUUGAACCAAUGUACAUAGAGGAUGUUAAGAUACAAAUUAUUAAUCAAACAGAACAUGUAAAUUUACGAGAAGGUCAAUUAAUCCAUUUUGAAUGUAUAGCAAAAACAAAUCCAUUAACACCAAUUUACAGUUGGACAAUCGGAAAUCCAAUUCCUUCUAUUAACUUCGAAACAUUCAAUUUGUUAACCGAUGAUCAAUUAGAGUCAACUAAUAACAUUGAAGAUAAACAUGAACACAAUUUGAUAGAUAUUCAAAUGAAUGCAAGUAUACUACAGUUAACAAUGAACCGAGCAAUGCAUCGUAAACGUAUCCGAUGUUGGGUUGGUGUUGAAGCACCUGAAUUAUUAGAGAAAAUUACAAUUGCUUCAUUACAAGGUGUAUUAUCUAAUAAAGAUUCAACAUGUGAAUCAGAUUGUCGACAAUUAAGGAAUUCAUUGAGAAAGAAAUUAAAUGAUAUGACCUGGGUGAAAAGUGACUAUCGGUUGGAAGUUACUUACGGUCCUGAAUUUUCGAGUCCUUCAAACGAUAUAUUAUCCGGUGAAUUAGGUCAAAUAAUUCAUUUAGAAUGUUCAGCCAACUCAAAUCCCGAAGCUGAUGUAUCCUUAUAUUAUAUUGGACCAGAAGGACAAAUUCUGUUAGAAGAAGUAACUAAAUCGGAACUAACUCAAUAUCAGCAUCACUACAAUCGUCCAGUAGAUUCUAAACACCCAAAAUAUCUGGUUUGGAACAGCGAAACGGAAUAUGCAGAAUUUAAUAUAAGUAUUGUGAAAGCAGCUAUUCAUUCGAGCGGUAGAAAGCUAUUGGGUUCAGACAUAAAACAAGUUUCACAUAAAUUACAUUUAACAAGUCAUGAACAAUUUGGCUUUUAUGCUUGUAUUGCUCAAACAACCGGUUAUCCAUCCAUAUAUCGUAUUGUCUAUGUAGGACAGGCUGAAUCGCCGAAAAUUUUAAAAAUCGAUCAAUCAAUUUCUUUUGAUGGAACAUUUGCUGAAUUAUUUUGUACAAUCUAUAGUAUUCCUCGACCUACUGUACAUCAAAUUACAUGGUCAAUAAAUGGAAUCUCUAUCAAACCGGAUAAAAGAUUACGAAUUUAUCAAGAGAAAACUCAUCGUGGUGUAAUUAGUAUAUUGACUUUAAAUAAUUUACGUCCAAAUGAUUUUUCUACAUAUAAUUGUACAGUAGUCAAUGAUUAUGGAAGUGAUUGGAAGUUGAUUACAUUAUCAUCUGACAAUAGAUGGCCAUUAACAUUUGCUGUUAUAAGUGGAUUUGCUGCAUUAUUGGGUGUUUUAUUUGUUACAAUUAUAUGCUGUUUCAUUAGAUAUACCCGAUUAAAAGAUACGAAUUCAAAGGUAUAUUUCAAAUCUAAAGAAGAGAAUAAUUUACAGAAUAAUGAAGAGAAUAAACAAAUAAGUGACGGUGUAGAACUACAAUCAAUACUUAAGAAUAAACUAAACCAAAUUGGUUUAUCUAAGGCAAACCCUAUUGAAAAUGUUACUUUAACAAAUAAUGAGUGUUAUCCUAUUGAAAAUGUGUACAAAUCGAAUAUGGAUGAGACAGGCUUUGGAAAGUGUCAUGAUUUAAGUUCUAUCAAUUUCCAUACAAACCAUAUUGAUUUAUCUACCAAUUUGAUAGAAGAGAAUUAUUUAAAUUAUAUUUCUUGUACAUAUCCACAAGAUACUACUUCUUUGUUGAAUAAUAUCCAUCCAAUGAAUGGUAAUGCAACAUCACAAUGUACCAAUAAAAUAUCUACCAAUUAUAAUCAACUACCAUAUUGUUCAACCCCUUUAAUUGAUCAUCAAUUCAAUACAAUUAUAAGUAAUAUCUCACCUCUUAGUACCUCUGAAUGUUUCACUAAUGAUAUGAUACCUAAUAAUAAACAACCAGAUAUUACUUCUAUAAUACAUGAUCAUUUACCGAAACCAUGGAUACAAAAUAUUAAUGAAUUGAAAAACUGUAUAACACCCCCAUUAGCAUUUUCUUCAUAUACAAAUCAUUCUACAUCAUUAGCUCCUAUUUUUUUAAUGACAUCAGAUUUAAAUUAUUCAACAGGAAUUCAUCAAGAUUUUAAUAAUUCAAAUACAUCAACUGUUAUUAUACCACCGGUUAUUCUACAUUCAACUAAUGAACAAACUCUUAUCAGUAGUCCUUAUGGUCCAAUGACCAUUAAUAAUAAUAAUAGUAGUAAUAAUACAAAUACCUCAAUUAUAUUCAAUACUACUAAUAAUAAUGAUAGGAAUCAUAUUCCAGAUAUUUCUAUUAUCCCAUUUAAUGUGAGAAAUUGUAAACUAGGAUAUAAUAAUAAUUGAUUCAGGUAGACAUUUAAUGGAAAUGUAUGUUCUACACCUGGAAGAACUCCUGGAUUGUAGUUUGGAACUCUCUCUCUAUAUGCAUAUACAUCA